Molecule: messenger RNA, 1911 nt
Organism: Gossypium arboreum
Lineage: Eukaryota; Viridiplantae; Streptophyta; Magnoliopsida; Malvales; Malvaceae
Exons: 5
Coding region: 1-1911 (636 amino acids)
Molecular function (GO): nucleic acid binding
Source: RefSeq, a predicted model, not a curated record
AUGCAAGAGCAAUUGCAGGAACAAUUGACAAAAACCCAACAAAAGAUGAAGGAUCAAAUGUUGGAGGCCCAAAAGAAUAUGAUGGCUGAAAUGGCUCAGUUGCUGAAGGGGGCAACGGAUAAAAGAAAGGCCUCUAUGACUAUCACUGAAGAGGAUAAUGAGGAUCAUCCUCCUGGUUUUACUCUACCUCAUAACAUGGAAAAGAAGCCUAAUGAGAGCUUUAGGCAAUAUGCAUUGAGGUGGAGGGAGGUUGCCAUACAAGUUCAACCACCGCUCUUGGAGAAAGAAACUACCAUGAUUCAGCCCAGAGCAACUACAGUUGGGCAACAGGAUUCCCAAAAGCAGGGAUCUGGUUCGAGACAAAAUUCUAAGAAGGUCUCAUUUACGCGUCACCGGGAGCUUUAUCAAAGUCUAUUUAAUGCGCAUGCAAUAGCUCAUUUUCAUUUGAAACCACUGCAACCCCCAUAUCCCAAAUGGUACGGUGCAAAUGCCAAAUGUGAAUACCAUGCAGGGAUAUCGGGGCAUUCAAUCAAAAAUUGCACUGGCUUUAAAAAAGCAGUGGAAAGACUGAUCAAGAUGGGGAUCGUAAAAUUUGACGACACCCCUAGUACAAAGAACCCGUUGUCAAACCAUGAUGAUCAAGGGGUAAACGCAAUUGGGGAAACUGGAAUGAGAAGGAUUAAAGAGGAUGUGGCCAAGGUAAGAAUGCCGAUGAAAAUAAUUUGGGAAAAAAUGGUGGAAAGAGAGAUGAUAAUCUCUGGAGAAAGAAAUAAAGGAGUGAGGGACUACUACGAGUUCCAUGUAGAAGAGGGACACGAGAUCCAGGAAUGUGAUGAGUUUAAGGCUUUGAUACAAAGCCUUAUAGAUAAUAAGGAGCUGGAAUUUUAUGAAGUUGGCUCAGAUAAAGGACAUGAUAACAAGAGGGUACCUUGGAAUUAUGACUGUAAUGUGACAAUACCAGAGAGAGAAGAUAUAGCUAGUACUUCUAAGGAGGUUCAAGUUGAAGGAUCCUACACACGUAGUGGGAAGUAUUAUGAUGCAAAAGGCAUCAGAGUUGAGACCACAAAAGUGAAAGCCUUUGACGUUGAAAAGGAUAAUAGGACUGAGAUACUUGUUAAUGAACCAGUGAAGGAAGAAGAAGCUAGAGAGUUUCUAAAAUUCCUGAAAUACAGUGAAUACAGCGUGAUUGAACAAUUGCAUAAACAACCAGCUCGUAUAUCAGUGUUGGCUUUGCUUUUGAGUUCAGAGGUACAUCGUGAGGCAUUAAUGAAGGUGCUGAAUGAGACUUACGUUACCAAUAAUAUAUCUGUCAACAAGUUGGAUCGAUUGGUUAGUAAUAUAAGCGCUGACAAUUUCAUUUAUUUCAAUGAUGAUGAAAUUCCACCUGGCGACAUGGGAUCAGCUAAAGCUUUGCACAUCACCACUCACUUGAGAGCAUUCGAUGGCACGGAGAGAAAGGUCAUGAGAAGAAUUGAUAUCCCUUUAAUGAUCGAGCCAAACACGUAUGAGGUAGACUUUCUAGUAAUGGACAUCAAGCCUUCUUAUAAUUACUUGUUGGGGAAGCCUUGGAUACAUUCGGCAGGAGUGGCGCCCUCAUCUUUGCACCAGAAAUUAAAGCUAGUAACAGACGAACAGCUGAUCACCAUAAAUGCAGAGGAAGACAUCAUAGCAGCAGUUACUAGUGGUGCACCCUAUGUAGAGGUGAACGAGGAGGCCGUUGAGUGCUCUUUUCGUUCCUUAGAAUUCGUUAAUGCAACAUUUAUUUCAGAGGGUAAUGAGGUGUCGGUGCCUAGGAUGUCUAGAACCACAAGAAUGGGUUUGCAGAUGACAGUGAGGAAAGGAGCCUUGCCAGGAAAAGGAUUGGGAAGAUAUCUCCAAGGAGGAAUUCAAGUUCCAGAACUAAAAGAGUAG